Molecule: messenger RNA, 597 nt
Organism: Thermochaetoides thermophila DSM 1495
Lineage: Eukaryota; Fungi; Ascomycota; Sordariomycetes; Sordariales; Chaetomiaceae
Exons: 1
Coding region: 1-597 (198 amino acids)
Source: RefSeq, a predicted model, not a curated record
AUGGUGCAUCCGACGCUUCAGUUGCAUCCAAUUGGAUUAGCCCCGGCUCUGACGACUCACUUGGAGAGAGCAGGCGCGGUUGAACCAACAUUCAAGUUGUCACCACACGCUUCCCUCGGUGAGCGCUUUGCCGACGAGGCGUUAGUCGUUCGCGGCCUCAACCUUAGCUUCGAGCCGGCCAUCUUUCCCCUCAUCGAUUUGACAAGUCUCCGUCUCACUACCAUCAUCAAUAUCAGAUCAACCUCUAAUCCCAUCCCAAUCUUUGAGGCUCAAGUACAGUCACAAUGCCCGACUCUCCGCAUCGCCCUAGCCCAAGCAAAUCUUCUCGUAACAAACCUCGAGCCCCUCAUCAAUGCAACAAACUCGCCCAACACCCCUGCGGCUAAUAUCCUCCAGCCCUCGAAACGUGUCCCCUUCAAACAGCAAACCAUCCACCUCCUCCACUCCCUCUCCGCUUCAACAUCACCGACCGCUGGACAGAAUCCCUCGCCGCCGCAACCUCUCUGCGCACGCUCAUCCGCAUCGGAGUAUUCGAUCUCCUCCCAGAAGACGGUACUCAGAUUGGGGCUAAAGAACUGGAGAGGCAGGCAGGGAUAG